Molecule: messenger RNA, 1783 nt
Organism: Colossoma macropomum (tambaqui)
Lineage: Eukaryota; Metazoa; Chordata; Actinopteri; Characiformes; Serrasalmidae
Product: sialic acid synthase-like
Exons: 6
Coding region: 127-1185 (352 amino acids)
Biological process (GO): carbohydrate biosynthetic process
Molecular function (GO): N-acylneuraminate-9-phosphate synthase activity
Source: RefSeq, a predicted model, not a curated record
UCCCAUUUGAAGGGUUUCCAGCAUGCACUAAUACCCUACUCCUUCAUUUAAGCGGUGGCUCAGUAGUGAGAGGGUCUCAGCACACAGGAUCAAAGUCUCAAAAUUAAUUCAUCAUCAAUUUUGAAGAUGACUGUCGAGUUUGAACUCUGUCCAGGAAGAAGAAUCGGGGGCUCCAACCCCUGUUUCAUCAUCGCAGAGAUCGGUCAGAAUCAUCAAGGAGACAUUGAGAUUGCCAAGAAAAUGAUUCGCAUGGCUAAGGACUGUGGAGCAGACUGUGUUAAGUUCCAGAAAAGUGAGCUCGAGCACAGGUUUACUAAGCGUGCACUAGAGCGCACAUACAACUCCCCUCAUUCGUGGGGAAACACAUAUGGGGCCCACAAGCGCCAUCUAGAGUUCAGUCACGAAGAGUACAGGGAACUGCAGCAGUUUUCCAGAGAAGUGGGAAUUUUCUUCACUGCAUCAGGAAUGGACGAGAUGGCUGUGGAAUUCCUGCAUGCAAUCAAUGUACCCUUCUUCAAAGUGGCCUCUGCAGACACCAAUAACAUCCCUUACCUGGAGAAGACCGCCAAGAAAGGUCGUCCUAUGGUUAUAUCCAGUGGUAUGCAGUCUAUGGAGACUAUGCACUGUGUUUAUCGGACAGUGAAGAAGCAUAACCCAAACUUCACCAUCCUGCAGUGCACCAGCGCCUAUCCACUGCCCACAGAGCACGUCAACCUGCGCGUCAUCACCGAAUUCCAGAAGGAAUUUCCUGACAUUCCGAUCGGCUACUCUGGCCAUGAAGGGGGCAUCAGUGUGACUGUAGCUGCUGUAGCACUGGGGGCAAAGGUUGUGGAGCGGCACGUAACCCUAGACAAAAGCUGGAAGGGCAGUGACCACGCAGCGUCACUAGAGCCGGCCGAACUGGCAGCACUGGUGCGAGAGAUCCGGACAGUGGAGCUUGCUCUGGGCUCUCCAGUGAAGCAGAUGCUGCCCUGCGAAGCCUCCUGCCACAAAAAGUUGGGUAAAUCAGUCGUAGUGAGGAAGGCAGUGCAAAAGGGUACAGACUUAACCCUCAAUAUGCUGGGAGUUAAAGUGGCAGAACCACAAGGAAUACCACCAGAGAAGAUCUUCAAACUGGUGGGUAAGAAGAUCACAGUGGACCUACAGGAGGAUGACACCAUCACUUAUGAUAUGAUGAAAGACUGAUCUUCAUUUGGAUUUAUUCAUCAUUAGUAAGUUAACAGUCCUGCUUGGACAUGUUUUAUGAAAACUAGGUAUGAACAAGCUUUUAUUUCAAUGCUUUAUUUACAUAUCAUUUCAUGGGAUGCGGUAUAUCAACAUUGAGUUUAGGUAAUUUGAGACUAUGGAGCUGAUGUUGCUCAAAUAGAAUUACUGAUUGGACUUUUAUGACCCUUUGAGCAGGCUUUGUGUUGCAGAAGAAAUGCUACUGCAAUUAUUAUAUUGGGGCUGGUCAUUAGAGAUUAACUGUAAACAGGGACACAACAUAGAGAACCUCUGGUUUUGUGCUAUGGAAGUUUUUUUUAGUAUCUGUUUUUUACAUUUAGCAUGAAAUAUAAUCAUUAAAUGUGUCUCUUGACAAACUGUGUUUGUUGAGUUUUUUAACUGCAGUUCAGUGGGAUCAACAUAAUAGGUUGCACAUAGACAGUGAUUGUUGUGGAUGAUGUUAACAUGGUGAAUGAUCUGAAAUGAAUCCGUUAAUUUCCUUAAGUGCAAUUUCCUUAAGCCUGUAUAGUAUCUUCAAGUACUUUCAAAUGUACUUUAAUAAAUAGUCUAUUAAAAAUUG